GUGGGGGCAGUGGCCGGCGAGGGGGUGUGGGGGCUCGCAGCCCGGUUCGGACGCCGGGGCGGACCAACGGGCCGGUCGAGGCGAGGCGGGCCCGUGGAGACGCUGCCGGAGAGCACAGUAGGCAGGACCCCGCGCCCGGCCUCGGCGCCCACCCUUCCCGGAGCCCCCGGGGAAGCCCCCCCCGCACAGCGCGCGUCGGCCGCCGGGACCGGCCGGAGAACUCGAGGGAAUUACUGCGUUUGUACAGUACCAGCCGGCCUGUACCAGAGGGAAGCGUCUGCACCUGCACCUGGUCUCAAAGCUGUUUUACUAGCGACGGUCACAUCUCACCACUGAAAAUGUUGUUUUCCCUGUGUACCAGGAUGGCACAAACAUUGCAGCUACGAUACUCAACUUAAAAAAAAAAUUGAGUUGCGAAAUACAGAGGAUGACAGCAUGGAGCAGAAAUCCCAGGAUGGUAGAAGAGGCCCCCCAAAGAGAGAAGUGCCCCCCAUGGUGGGGCUGCUGCUUGCAAUGGCCCUCAUGAACGUGAUGCUCUACUUCGGCCUGGACUGGUUCUUCCUUUCCCCUCAACGCUCUGAGGUGGACGCCAGUCAGUGUCCCCCUGGUUCCUUCAGAAUGGGACAGAUGAGAAACUGCUCGCCCUGGCUGUCCUGUGCGGAGCUGAAGACAGAAGUGAGACAGCUGAAGCGUGUGGGGGAAGGAGCUGUGAAGAGGGUCUUUCUGUCAGAGUGGAAGGAACGCAAAGUUGCUCUCUCACGCCUCACCAGUCUGGAAAUGCAAGAGGAUUUCCUGCACGGACUUCAGAUGCUCAAAUCUCUACAGAGCAAACAUGUUGUCACACUGCUUGGCUACUGUGAGGAAGACAACACUGUUCUCACUGAGUACCACCCCUUAGGCUCCUUGAGCAACUUGGAAGAGACUCUGAACCUUCCCAAGUACCAGCACAUGAACACGUGGCCGCAGCGACUGCAACUGGCCAUCGCUUACGUGAGUAUCAUUGACUACCUGCACCACAGCCCCGUGGGCACUCGGGUAAUGUGUGACUCCAAUGAUUUGCCCAAAACGCUGUCCCAGUAUUUGCUGACCAGUAACUUCAGCAUCGUCGCCAACGACCUAGACGCCCUGCCCCUGGUGAACCACAGCUCCGGGACACUGGUGAAGUGUGGCCACAGGCAGCUCCACGGAGACUUUGUGGCCCCAGAGCAGCUGUGGCCCCAUGGGGAAAAUGUGCCUUUUCAGGAUGACCUCAUGCCUCCGUAUGACGAGAAGGUUGAUAUUUGGAAGAUUCCAGAUGUCUCAAGUUUCCUUUUGGGACACGUUGAAGGGAGUGAUAUGGUCCGCUUCCAUUUGUUUGAUAUUCAUAAGGCAUGUAAGAGCCAGACUCCCGCAGAAAGGCCCACUGCUCAGGCUGUGCUGGAUACUUACCACAAGGUUUUGAGUUCACUUAGAGAGACUUUAGUGCCUCAGACAAGAGAAAUGCUCUAAAAUCCAGUCCUGUGAGUGAUAGGCAAGGAUGAAGUUAAGAGAACAGGUAGAAUCAUUGCAGGAACUCUGCUUCCUUAGUGUUUCUGCGUCCUGCCUCUCCUGGUGAUCCAGGCAGACAGAAGGUGCUAAGUUAGAGCAAACAACUGGAUUGAAUCUCCCACCAAUCACUCCCAGGUGCAGAUGUGGACAAAUUGAACCCAACCAAUCUGUGAAGGAAGUUUCUCAGUUUCCACAGAGACUUCACCUACCUGAAUAAUUCAUCUUGUAAGCUAGUGAGUCCUGUAUAUAGAGAAGCUCUUUAAGUAGCUAUCAAUAAAGUGUGAUUGAUUCUCCAACGUA
Messenger RNA from Sorex araneus (European shrew), 1827 nucleotides. It is a transcript of the gene POMK, whose product is annotated as protein O-mannose kinase. Gene Ontology annotation, cellular component: endoplasmic reticulum membrane. The record is from RefSeq and is a predicted model, not a curated record. The transcript has 4 exons. Gene Ontology annotation, biological process: protein phosphorylation; carbohydrate phosphorylation; protein O-linked glycosylation. Gene Ontology annotation, molecular function: ATP binding; carbohydrate kinase activity; protein kinase activity. NCBI's taxonomy places the organism in Eukaryota, Metazoa, Chordata, Mammalia, Eulipotyphla, Soricidae. The coding region runs from base 436 to 1488 and encodes 350 amino acids.